AACUUAAACCCUUUAUUCCGGCAAAACCCCUCCAUUCAUCUUCCUGUGCAUAAUUUUGAAUCACGUCAACUUUGCUCCAGCUUCUAGUUUUAACCCCACCCUACAAAAGUAUAUAUUUUUUUUAUUGUGCUUCGAAGAUUUCGUUUUCUUUUCUCCAUUCUCGCCAACAAAAAAGGGGAAAAAAUUGUUCUCUAUAAGAAAUUCAGGUUCAAAUUCGGUGCAUCUGCCAGAAGCAAGAACAGUCGCCAUGGCUGGUCCAGCGGACAUCUUUUUCGUAGGAAAGUUUUUGUGAUUUGGAUGUAGAUGCAGUUGAAGUAGCGGGGAAGUGGGCAUUCUGGUCUUGUUCAGAAGAUCAAAGUUUGUACAAGGGAAAUGAAGUUUCACUGGAAGGCGUGCUUUGUUUCCAAGCAGAACCAUUUGCUCGCGAAGCUUGCUGUUUCGCUUCUACUAGUGGGUAUUGCUUUUCGGAUCGUCUUCUUUGGAUUUUCGCCCGUUGCUGAAUCUCCUUUUCUCCAGAAAGAUGUGAUUUCAAAACAGCCUGUACCAGUCAAAGUCCCAGAGAGUUUUGGAAAUCUGAUGUCUCAUAACGAAAAAUGUGAUCUCUUUGCUGGGGAUUGGAUCCCAAACCCAUCAGGUCCAGUUUACACCAAUGAGAGCUGCCGUCUGAUUGAAAGUCAUCAAAAUUGUAUGAAGAAUGGGCGGCCUGAUACAGAGUAUCUUUACUGGAGGUGGAAACCAAGGGGUUGCCAGUUGCCCCCAUUUGAUGCAGAGACUUUUCUUGAGUUGAUGAGGAAUAAAACGUGGGCUUUGGUUGGUGAUUCAAUAUCUCGAAACCAUGUGCAGUCAUUGCUUUGCAUGCUUUCGAAGGUCGAACAAGUUGUUGAACUUUACCACGAUGAGGAAUACAAAUCGAGAAGAUGGCAAUUUCCCUCCUACAAUUUCACCAUCUCAGUUAUUUGGUCCCCCUUCCUUGUGAAAGCUGCUAUUUUUGAAGACAUCAAUGGUGUUUCAACAUCUGCCAUUGAGCUGCAUCUUGACAAGCUCGAUGAAAAGUGGACUGAUUUGUUUGGGAGCUUGGACUACAUGAUUAUCUCAACUGGGAAAUGGUUUCUGAAAACUGCAAUUUACUAUGAGAAUGACAAAAUAAUGGGAUGUCAUUAUUGUAAGAGAGAGAACGUGACGGAGUUGGGAUUCGAGUAUGCCUAUAGAAAAGCACUUCGAUAUGUGCUCAACUUCAUUGUCACAUCGAAACACAGGGGGUUAAUUUUUUUUAGGACAUCCACACCAGAUCACUUUGAGAAUGGGGAAUGGUUUAGUGGAGGGAAUUGCCAGAGAACAGCCCCAGUCAAAGAAGGGGAGAUUGAAUUGAAGGACUUGAACAGAAUCCUGCUUAACAUUGAACUAGAGGAAUUUGCAAGUGCAGCGGCAAAAGCUUCUGGACAUGGGGUGAAUCUUAAACUCCUUGAUUUCACUCAUCUUUUGUUGUUGAGGCCUGACGGUCACCCAGGUCCAUACAGGUUCUUCUACCCAUUUUCCAAGAACAAAAAUGCUGAAGUUCAAAAUGACUGCCUACACUGGUGCUUACCAGGUCCAAUAGACACUUGGAAUGAUUUGAUAAUGGAGAUGGUUGUAAAUGGCUGAAAGAGUUGGUGAUAUUUAAAUGGCAACUUAAAAUCUCUUGCUUCACAUGAAUCCUAUUGGCAUUUUCUUGAGAAACCGGACGGAUGCUUGAUAGAUCAAUUAGAUACCAAUGCCCAGAAGAGCAUUGCUGCAUCGGUGUUCUUUCUUUUUCCAUUCUCAUUUUUCAGAUAUUGUCAUCGGGUCAUCUACUCCACGAAUUCAUCUAUAUGGGGAUCAAUCAGUCUGCCUCGACAUACCUCGUCUAACAUACCUUGUCAAAAUGCUAGUUGGAUAUUGAAUUGUAUUGUGAUGUUCACUGGUGCUGUUGUUGAUUGUAGUCACUUUGAUAUUAUCGCUGAUGUGAUGAUUCUAUAUCUUGUGAAGUUCUCAGAGUUAUUGCAAUAGACAUAAAACAAGGAGGAAUGAUAUAUCUACUUGUUUGCCAACAA
Messenger RNA from Malania oleifera, 2069 nucleotides. Its product is annotated as protein trichome birefringence-like 23. The coding region runs from base 373 to 1641 and encodes 422 amino acids. The record is from RefSeq and is a predicted model, not a curated record. Gene Ontology annotation, cellular component: Golgi apparatus. NCBI's taxonomy places the organism in Eukaryota, Viridiplantae, Streptophyta, Magnoliopsida, Santalales, Ximeniaceae. Gene Ontology annotation, molecular function: O-acetyltransferase activity. The transcript has 3 exons.